AUGGACGUUUAUGACUCCCUAGAAUGUAAGACAACGAUAGGUUUCAACAAAUACCAGCAUUUACACAAAAAUACAAUUUGUAAGAGGCAUCCGGAAUGUCCUGAUAGGAUAGAGAUUUGUCGGUCCGUACUCCAACAAAGCGGCUUGUUACGUGAGUGCCAAGAAGUAAAUUUUCCUUCUUUGGAUGACUUGGACCUCCGUCAGUCGCACUCAGAAUCUCACGUGAACAAGUUGUUGAAGGAAGCGAUUCUGAUGGACCAGGAGUCGUUGAAUCAUCUCUCCGAGGACUAUGACUCUGUAUUUAUGACUCCGGGCUCGGCGAAUGCUGCCCAGUCUGCUGUUUCAUGCUGUCGGUGGUUAGCUGAGGGCAUAGUAACAAAUAAGAUCCCCAACGCAUUUGCAUUGGUUCGACCUCCCGGGCAUCAUGCUGAUCGCUAUUCCGCUUCUGGCUUCUGUCUUUUCAACAACGCUGCCCAAGCAGCCGAAGCAGCUUUUGAUUUUGGUGCCGAUAGGAUUUUGAUAGUCGAUUUGGACGUUCACCAUGGUAAUGGUACACAACAGAUUUUCUAUGAAGAUAAAAGGGUUAUGUUCAUUUCGAUACAUCGUUAUGAAAAUGGGAAAUUCUGGCCACAUCUUAAAGAAUCUAAUUAUGACCACAUUGGCGCGUCUGAAGGUCGAGGAUACAAUGUGAAUAUUCCUUUGAACGAGGUCGGUUGUGGAGAUGCUGACUAUAUGGCUGUUUUUUGGAAUAUUAUAUGGCCUUUGGCUACUCAGUUCAAUCCAGAUUUUGUCAUUGUCUCUGCGGGAUAUGAUAGUUGUGAUGGUGACCCGGUUGGAGAAAUGCGUCUCUCGGCUGACGCAUAUGCUCACGUCAUCUACCAUUUAAGUGCCCUUGCGCGCGGUAAACUUCUGAUGAUACUUGAGGGCGGAUAUAACCACAGCGUAUUAUCAGUGGGAGUUCAUCGAUGUGUCCGUGUUCUAUGUGGUUACAAGCCAUUACCUGUUAAAAUAUCAAGUCCUCCUAAAACUAGGUAUUUGUACUGUUCUUGCCGAGUUUUUCUAAAUAGUUAUCUAAUUGCCACUAAAGCUACGUGUGUUUUAGAGACAUAUGUCAGUGAAACAAGUAUAGGACAGAUUACUUGUUUUGGCGAUAUAUCUAGCAUAAACUCUACUUGUGCUGCUUGA
Molecule: messenger RNA, 1185 nt
Organism: Angiostrongylus costaricensis
Lineage: Eukaryota; Metazoa; Nematoda; Chromadorea; Rhabditida; Metastrongylidae
Source: the annotation of a GenBank genome assembly